Chiloscyllium plagiosum (whitespotted bambooshark) is the source of this 9468-nucleotide messenger RNA. The record is from RefSeq and is a predicted model, not a curated record. NCBI's taxonomy places the organism in Eukaryota, Metazoa, Chordata, Chondrichthyes, Orectolobiformes, Hemiscylliidae.
GUUUCAACUGGAAAGUAGGGCAGAUUGAUCUUGGUGACUUCAAGAGAAGGGCACAGAAGCGGGAGUAACCUUUAUAUAGUUCUGGAACCGUCAUACUUAAGGAAGGAAACCAUUACUGUGUCGGAGGAGUCAUUCUUGUUGAAUAAGAAGCUGACUUGGAGGUGGAGUUGCUUGGAUUGGAAACAGUGCAUACUGUGGGGGAAAGAUUUGUGCUGUGGAUCUGGUCUGGGAGAAAACUGGCAAGGAUUUGAGGACUGGAGAAAGUCUGGCUACUUCAGGAACUUUGUUGUGACAAGAGCUGCUGGUGGGGUGUGGUGGCGUGACUACUGCUUGUACAAGGUAUGGCCUCACAACUGCAAGUGUUUUCACCAAUGUCAGUAAAGUCCAGUGCCUUCUGCAGCGUGAAGAAAUUGAAAGUGGAGCCCAUCAACUGGGAUGCAACGGGGCAAGGCUGCAGCACAAAACAUUGCAAUCAAAGCAAAAAUCCUUCAGUGACUCAAGUACAGACAAAUCUGCCCCACCAGGCAUCAAGCAGCAUCGUGGUUUAUGAACAAAAUUUACACACCACCACUGCCUCUGGGUUGAUCCCGGUUAAGAGUGCUGACAGUGGGGCCUGUACGGCGGCCUUGUCAGUUGGAUCAUCCAACGGAGUACAGAGCUUGACACGCAGGAGCACAGUCACGCUGUUGGAUACCUAUCAAAAAUGUGGACUGAAGAGAAAGAGUGAGGAGAUUGAAAGCAGUGGCAGUGUGCAAAUAAUUGAGGAACACCCACCUCCGAUGCUUCAGAACACCACUGGCAGGACUGCGGUGGGUACAACUGCCACCACCACAUCAACUGUAACUUCAAAGAAUGGCAGUUCCACUAAUGAAGGGGAUUAUCAGUUGGUACAACAUGAAAUACUUUGCUCAGUGGUCAGUAGUUAUGAGGUAUUGGAGUUUCUUGGCCGUGGCACUUUUGGGCAGGUAGUAAAAUGCUGGAAAAGGGGCACCAAUGAAAUUGUGGCUAUCAAGAUCUUGAAAAAUCAUCCAUCUUAUGCACGGCAGGGACAAAUUGAAGUGAGCAUUUUAAAUCGUUUGAGCACAGAGAACGCUGAUGAUUACAAUUUUGUCCGGUCUUAUGAAUGUUUUCAACACAAGAAUCAUACCUGUUUGGUCUUUGAAAUGUUGGAACAGAACCUGUAUGACUUCCUCAAACAGAACAAGUUCAGCCCUUUGCCCUUGAAAUAUAUACGACCCAUCCUGCAGCAGGUGGCCACAGCCUUAAUGAAACUAAAAAGUCUUGGUCUCAUUCACGCAGAUCUGAAACCAGAAAACAUUAUGUUGGUGGAUCCGACCCGUCAGCCCUAUAGAGUGAAGGUCAUAGAUUUUGGUUCAGCCAGUCAUGUUUUAAAAGCAGUUUGCUCAACAUAUCUGCAGUCUCGAUAUUACAGAGCUCCUGAAAUUAUUCUUGGACUAAGAUUCUGUGAAGCCAUUGAUAUGUGGUCACUAGGAUGUGUUAUUGCAGAGAUGUUUCUGGGAUGGCCAUUGUAUCCAGGUGCAUCAGAGUAUGAUCAGAUACGCUACAUUUCUCAAACACAAGGUUUACCAGCUGAGUACUUGCUAAGCGCUGGAACAAAGACGACAAGGUUUUUUAACAGAGAUCCAGAUGCAGGAUAUCCAUUAUGGAAGCUGAAGACACCAGAGGAACAUGAGUUAGAGACUGGGAUCAAAUCGAAGGAAGCAAGGAAGUACAUUUUCAAUUGUUUGGAUGAUAUGGCACAGGUGAACAUGCCAAAUGAUUUGGAGGGAACAGACAUGUUGGCAGAGAAAGCAGACCGGAGGGAGUAUAUUGAUUUGUUGAAAAAAAUGUUGACAAUAGAUGCUGACAAGAGGGUUAAUCCGUUAAAAACCUUAAACCAUCCAUUUGUUACCAUGACACAUCUACUUGACUUCCCUCAUAGCAAUCAUGUGAAAUCCUGCUUUCAGAAUAUGGAGAUUUGCAAGCGUCGAGCCAACAACUAUGAAACAAUAAACCAGAAUAAAAGCCCAUUUAUUGCACAUGUUGCGCCGAGCACAAGCACAAACUUGACAAUGGCCUUCAAUAACCAACUCAACACCAUGCACAAUCAGGCCAACACCCUGGCACCUACCUCCACAGCUGCAACCCUUUCACUGUCCAGUGCUGAUGUAUCUCUGCUUAACUAUCAACCUGCACUCUACCAGCCUGCAGCAGCACCUGUGGCAGGGGUUGCACAAGCAAGUAUGCCUCUGCAGGCUGGAACGACACAGCUGUGUGCGCAGGCUGACCCCUUUCAACAAGCCCUCAUUGUGUGUCCACCAGCAUUUCAAGGGCUGCAAGCAUCUGCAAAACAUUCUGGCUUUUCUGUUAGAGUGGAGAAUGCAGUGCCUGUUGUACCACAAGCACCAGCUGCACAGUCCAUUCAGAUUCAGCCAGGUGUUCUUGCUCAGGGCAGCUGCACACCGCUGAUGGUGGCCACUCUACAUCCUCACGUUGCCACUGUUGCUCCGCAGUAUGCGGUCCCUUUUACCCUGAACUGCGCAGCCGGCCGGCCUGCGCUGGUCGAUCAGACGACCACAGUACUGCAGGCGUGGCCUGGAGGAACCCAACAAAUCCUGUUGCCAUCAACUUGGCAACAGUUGCCUGGAGUGGCUGUCCACAAUUCAGUUCCACAUGCUACUGUGAUACCAGAUGCUAUGACUAGUACGCAGCAAAUAACAGAUUGGAGAAAUGCACAUUCCCAUGGAAGCCAGUAUAAUGCCAUUGUGCAGCAGCCAUCUUUGUUGGCUGGCCAUGUGACUUUAGCUGCACAGCCCCUAAAUGUCGGAGUUGCCCACGUGGUACGCCAGCAGCAAAACUCCAGGUCUUCCUCAAAAAGGAAUAAACAGCUUCACAAUGCAAGAAAUGUUCCUGUGUUGGAUGUCACUCCCUCUCAAACAUACAUGGUGGUUCAAAACAGUCCAUCAAGUGCACCCUCCCCAUACUGCAGCACAACAGCUGACCAUCAGCGACAGACCAUUGUGAUUCCCGAUACACCCAGUCCUGCUGUCAGUGUCAUCACCAUUCGUAGUGACACAGAUGAAGAGGAAGAAACAAAGCAGAAGGUUGGGAGCUCGAGCACGAAACAGAGAUCAAACGUCAUCAGUUACGUCACUGUGCAUGAUUCUUUAGAAUCUGACUCUUCAAACAGUAACAGUCCCUAUCCAUGUGAACGCCCUCGAGCAACGCAAGUUAUCAGCAGUACACAGGAAGCUUCUAAAAGAACUUUGGAUGCCAGUCAUAGUUCUGGAUCUCGUACAAUCAUUGUACAGCCUUUAAAGGCGCAAGUCAGUGACAGUAUGGGAGAAAGCAACAGUUUGUCAGGCUUUUUCUCGAAUGUUUAUAAGGCAAAAACAGGCAUGCCUAUGAGUGGUCAGACUUCAAGCUCAACAACACCAACCACAUACCGACAACGGCAGCCUCUUAACCUCAGUCAAGCCCAGCAAUCUGUCACUCAAGAGCGAAGUGUGAAUCCUGCUCCCCGCAGACAACAGGCAUAUGUGACACCAACUCUUGCUCAACCUCCUUACUCUUUCCAGCAUAAUAGUCCCACACAUCCAGUGGUUCACCCUCACCUGACGGCUGUGUCAGCCCCAACGCACCUUUCAGGACAACCCCACAUGUAUACCUACACACCAACUGCUGCUGCCUUGGCAACUUCCAGUUCCAUGGCCCAUCUUCUGAACCAACAAAGUUCCUCCAGACAUGCCAUGCAACAAGCAACGUACACAGCUCAUCCAACCAGUCUCCUCCAACAGGUGCCAGUCAGCAUGGGCCCAAGCCUUCUGCCAUCUGCCAGCGUUGCUCCCAGCCAGUACCAGCAUCCAUUUGCUACCCAGUCAUACAUUAAUGCUUCCAGGGCACCUACUCUUUAUGCUGGCUAUCCACUCAGUCCCACUAAAAUAAAUCAGUAUUCUUAUCUGUAGCUUUCUUAUUUGCAAAUGUGCUGUGCUACUGUACGAGAUCUAGACAAAUCCAGUUUUGUAUGAAGGAGGAGUGCGCUUCAUUCCAUUAGACAGGACUCUUCUGUGGUGUCAUGUUUUGCUUCUGAGCUGGGUCACAAGUCUGCAGAACAUUCAGCAGUAAGGAGACUUGGUUUUUAACCCUUUUUUAAAAGAAAAAAGGAUAUUGGAAAUAGACCACAUUUUAAAUAUUUUACAAUGAUUUGGAAAUAAUUUUCAGAACCAACACAAAUGUUUGUUUUUAAAUGUACUGUUGCUUUAUUUUGCCAGCUCUUUGCCUGAACACACUGAUGAAUCUGCUACUUGAAAUAGGUUUAUGCUGCUCAAAGUGUUAAUACUAUUGCUUAGGAAGUUCAAAGAAUGCAUUUUUUCUAGGCCUAUUACAUAAUAAAAUGGCAAGUAAUGGAUGCAUCAUUUAGUUUGAUUGAAAAGUUGAAGCCUAUACAAAUCCUGAAUUGCAUAACUCAUUAAUCUUCAAGCAUAUCACUGUUUCAUUGUAUUUUGGAACAUUUAUGAGAGGUCUUCAAAAUUAAAGAAAAAUUACAUUUUUGAAUUCUAUGUAAAAUAGUUUGAAAUAUCACAUUUUUAGAGUUUUGUUGCAACAUUAAUUUUGUAUUAAUCUGGAUUUCUUAAAGUAUUGGUUUCUGAACAGUACAUUUAAUUAAGUAUGAAAAUGAGAAAUGAAAACAUCUACUUGCUCUUCUGAGAAGUGAAUCCAUUGAACAUUUCAGUCAUCUGGUGCUGCCGUCCAUACGGGAUUAGUGAGCUUUAUUUAAAGCUGCAGGUUUAAGAACCGUUUAAUCACUUUUCAGUGAGCAUAUUUUUAAGCAGUUGCUUCUGUAACUUUUACUUGCCUGUGUGUUCUUCAUAGUUGAUCAAGAAUUGUUGAGGAUGAAUAGCUUACUUAAAUGAAUUGGAAGUUGGAGAGAUGGUGAACAAAUAUGGUCACUGCUGUAUUAUUAAAUAUUGAGUAAACUAUUCUAAGUCAGCCAUUCUUUAAACUUGCGAAGGACAGGUGUGUAUUUUAAUUGUACUGCACAUACUAUGUCAUUUCUCAGAGUCCAGGGAUUUAAGGUGUAUUCUGGCACCUCAUCACUGCUAGAACCUUUGUGCACUGUGUAGAUUUCAUUUGGGCAUCAGUAGUGCUGAUUUGUAAUUUAAGAUAACUAAAUGCAUGCACGCACCCUAAAGCUGUGUUUAAAUCAUGUCCCACAUCAUGUUCCAGAGCUGUUUUGACCCCUCCCUGCUUAACUUAUUGGUAUUUUUAGUGUGUCAUGCAGAUUGAAAGUGUGUUACACACCAGCUCACUGUAUAGACUUUCAAUCACGAGGGUCUGUGGCAUUGAGUUGUUAUUGUCAGUUAUGCUUGUGCAAUUCGCAGUGACAUUACUGCCAUAAUAUCCUAUUUACGUAUAGGAGUAGUUCAACUAGUUCCAGCAACUAAUACAGCUUUAGCAUCAGAGCUGCAGAAGCAGACAUGUGACGCUUACAGUUUCCAACAGAACUAGCUACAACAGUCUGAACAAAAAUGUAAAUUAUGAUACUUGAAUUGUGAAUUUUUUUGUAACUCGAGAUUUAGUUCCUGAUCACCCCAAAGGGAUUCUUUUUAACGUACCUGUCAUUUCAAGAGAAAUUAAGUUGGAACAUGUUGGAAUGUACAUGCAGUGUCUUUGGAUACAUUUUUGGAACUUUAUUAAAUGUUGUAGCACUGAUGAAGUAAUUGUGUUUGAAAAGAGGUGGUCGCAGAACAGGCAUCAUCCGUGUGUUCUGGAUGGGAGCAAUUCUUUGACUCGGUUUUUGCACAGGUGUGAAUGUUGUGGGGGCUUAUUUGAUGAGUUCUUUCCCCUAGUUAGUGCCUUAACAGAUUUUUACAUAGUACAUUAAAUUAAAACUUCUACACUGUGCUUUAGAGAAUCCCAACUUGUUACAGUUAGAUCAUUUGGACUUGUGUGCAUGGAAGGCCUCUCGGGAAUACAAAACAAAGUGAUGGGAGGGUAGCACAGGAAAGUGUAUUGUGCUGUUGAAACAGAUUUUAAAACAUUUAAGUUUAUCUUUUUAAAAAAAAAUCAGUUGAGUAUUUUAAUUGAAGUUUGUUUUAGUUUAAGAAAGGGAGAUGGAAUUUGAAACAGUAUUCUUUCUGUUUUGAAGUUUUAAAUUUUCGUUUUCAUUUGGCACAUAUAACUAUGCUCCUUUUAAUGCAGCAAGCUAAUUAGAAUGUGAAAAUGCAUGUAUCCAUGUACUGUCUUCUGAACUUCAGUUCCUUUUGAUUUUCACCUUAUUAUUAAGUUACAAUGGUAUGGCUGAGCAUAUUGUACUUAUGUGAGGAUAGUGCAGUAUUUUGGUUUGUUUAAUGGAUUUUUGGAUGAGGAAAAUUAUGUGCAAUUAGCUUUAGGUGGUUGUGGUUCUUCUUGAUGUGUAAUUUUUUAAACUUUAUUUUUCAAUAGUUUAUGGAUGCUAACAUUCCUUGUGGCAGUGGGAUGCUGUCUGAGUAAACCCUUUGAAAGGCGACUACCCAGAUUUUGGCUUCAUGCAGGCAGACUGCCUGUAAAGCACAUGUUCAUCACACCAAAGAAAAGCCGAUUUAUUCUGCCUCAUUUACAGGGCAUGGAAUAAGUGGUAUUGCUUAACAGAUAUGCAAAGUAUUUGCUAAUCUUAAUUUACAACUUUUAAAAACAAAAUCUGCUAUUCAUUCCAACAACCUAUCAUUCUUGUUUGCAAACAGCUGCUCAGUGCUCCAUUCUGUAUUUGAAAGGAAAGUACUACUUACACUACUUCCCUUACUUGGUGUUGAAAGUGUUUAUGAAAGCCAUUAUUUUUGUUUCCUUUUUAACUCUUAUUUCAUGCCCUGACUUCAUAAGGUUGCAAGGAGUUGAUGUGCACCUGGCAAUCUCCCAGAGAAAUGGCUUUUAGAAAUUGCCUCUGUAAAAUACCUCUGGUGUUGCAAAACCUGUCUUGUUUCAAGGUUGACCAGGAGAUGGUGUUAUACGGUGUUUCUGCAGGAAAGGCAUUAUUCCUGUGUAUAUGUUUGGAGAGCACAGAUCUACAUUAGAAUUUAUCACGCUUAAUACCAGCAUUAUAAAAUGAUAAACUGGUAGAAAUGUGAGGGUUUACAGAAAUACACUAGCCUGCUGGUUCAGAUGUUUUUUGUAAAAAAUUAAAUUUCUAACAAGAAACAAACAUUCCACCAAUGCUUCUAUAACCAGGUAACUAUUUGUACAGCAUUUUUAAAGUGCUCCACUUUAUGGAACUUUCAGAUGUCACGAACACCAGGGCCUGUUCUUUCCAGUCCCCACAAGCUGGGUUUGUAUAAUGCAAACCAAGGUGUGAGAAUUGACCAAUUUGUUUCAGAAAGAGUAUUGUUCUGUCUGAGCUCAGCACAACAUAAUGUGAAUCUUGUUUUGUAUUUGGUUCUUGGUAUGCAGGUGCACAACUCCAGUUGAUUGGAGAGAGCUCCACAAGCCAGCAAAAUCUGCACAACAAACUUUUUUAGUGCAUUGAGUUGGUUGAUGCUGUUCACUUAGACAGUCAUAGCAAGGUAAAGUGUUGCUCAAAAAUCUGGUGGCUCUUACUUAAAGUUUCACUACUGUCAAAUAUUUUUACUUCAUGUCAGAUCCAUUUUGACCAAUUGCUGAAAGCUACUAAUUCCUGUAAACUAUUUACCCCUUCCCUGUCCCCUUUGGAUGCUAUACUGUCUGGAAUCCAGGGAAAUUAAAUAUAUAUUGACAUUCUGAAACUUUGUAUUGGAUUCCUACAGAGCCAAAUGCUCCACUUUAUCUCUGCCAAGACUCUGCAAAGUGCUUUCUUGAUGUGGUAUUUCAUAGUCUUACUGUAUUAUAUCUACCUUGGUGCAGUGAAGAGCAUUUGACCUUGUGAAAUGGGACAUUUUUUUUUUAACCUCACGUGGAUGAACGUUGGUUUAAAGAAAAACAUGUCUUAAAAGCUACAGCUAAGCACUUUUUAAUCUUUGCUGUCAAUUAGUGUUCCAUGCCCUGUCAUUGGGAAAUGCACUUGCUGUAGAUUGCAAUGUACAGUGUCUUUUAUCCUGCCCACAAACUAGGAUACUCCAUUUCUAAAGGAGUAACCCCAGUUAACAGCACAGCAAAGUACUAAUGACGGGUUGAGUUUCUUCUGUCACUUAUUAUUGAAUUUUGCCAGUAGAGACUCUUACCAUCUUAGAUUUUUGUCCAAUUCUGGAUUCUUGUGGCUAAACCUGCUUUGAUAGUUUUCUGUGGGAUUUUCUUGUGGGAAGGAGCAUAAUGCAAAAUUUUGGAAGUUUAAUUUAUUUAUGAAAACAUUUGCCCAAGGAAUAACACUGGUUUUGACCAUUCAAGCAGGUCGAAUAGACCUGUUGGUAAACUUUGCCAGUGUCCUCGCACCUUUAUGUACUACUUUGUAACAAUUUUUUUGUCAAUGUUUUGUAAGGAAGCCAUCUGUAUCCUGUGUAAGUCAUUUAGUAUCUAAAAUGUACAUUUAAAGAGAUAGUCCAAAGCCCACUCUGGUUGUAUUUGAAACAAUUGACAUGGAAUUUAAGUAGCACCUAAUUAAUCUUGUCACAACCACCUUUGAAUACAAAUACAGCUUGCUUGUUUCUUUGGGCGGGGAUGAUGGAGGGAUUGGAAUUUAAAUAACCAUUAAUCACUGAUAACUUCAAGCUAAUUUAUGGAGUCAAACAUUGAUUUUCUUUAUUUUUUGGAAAAGAAUUCUAACAACUUUGAUUUAAGCUUGACUGAAAGUUUCCAGGAAUUUAAGGUUGCUGCACUGAUUCAAACAAAAUUUUCCAGGAGUUUUUUGUUUCACAUAACCUGUGUAGGGCUGUAAAAGCACUGUCUCUUUAAAAUCUAUAUAAACAGUAUAUAUUUAUAGGGUUGACUUAUAUAUGGUUACAUAUGGGUGUGUCUGCAUUUACUGUUGGCUGGAGCAUGUUCUCAUUAUUUUGCUGUAUGUGUCUGCAUUUACUAAUGCUAAUCAUAUGUGGGUGAAUUUUAGUGUUUUUUUAAUAGUAUGAUUGUAGCGAAUGCAACAAUUGUUAGUAGCAUAUACUUGGCUUGUAUCAUUGAUAUUGCUAUAAUAGGUUAUUUGACUGGUUUGUAUAAUGUUAUUUGCUACUCUAGUUCUUGUAUGAACUGCGGUUUUCUUACUUUUUGAUAUAGCGAUGUGAUUAUCACAUGUAAUGUGUAGGCAGCUCAUAGAAAUUAUUGAUUUUUCUAUGGUAGUCUGGCAGUUAAACUGUAGAGGUUAUUGUAAAAUAAUAAAUUUAACAAAAGAUAAAGAGAUUAUAGUUAUUUAAAAAAAGUUCAUAAUACUAACUUUAAACUGGGAAAAGGGGUCCAUUGUGAUGAAACUGUUUAUCUUGUAAUUCACUGUUUUAUUGUCUUUGGUUUCCAAAGUAGCUUGUCUUCUGAUUGAAGUAUUUUCUACAUAUGUUAAACAUGCAUUGAGUUACCAAUAAAAUGGGCUACAUUUGUGUA